Gongylonema pulchrum is the source of this 534-nucleotide messenger RNA. NCBI's taxonomy places the organism in Eukaryota, Metazoa, Nematoda, Chromadorea, Rhabditida, Gongylonematidae. The record is from the annotation of a GenBank genome assembly.
GUGCGGUUCGACGAAAUCGACACUGACCAGGAUGGACGUGUUACGUACGCAGAGCUAGAGCGAUGGUACAAGAGGAGUGCCGAAACUAGCAACACAGACGCUAGCAAACUAAAAAGCUACUUUCAACAGUACGACAAAAACCGCAAUGGCGCACUGAGCAUCGCCGAAUUCGUACCAAUGGCGUUACUGCUGAUGCGCAAACCAAUCCGACAAAGUGAACAGCUUUUCAAGCGUGUUGAUAAAAAUGGUGAUGGAGCAAUAACACCCACCGAAGCACUGGAUUCGGGCAAUGUUGGCAUCAGCAAAGAAGUUAUUGAUGGAAUUUUCCAGGUAGCCGAUUUCAAUCAUGAUGGCAAGAUCACGCUCAACGAAUUCUCAUCCAUUAUCGAUAGUGAUCCAAACAUUGGACAACCCAAAACCCAACAUUUCCACUUACCGGACACAGCUGUGCCAGAUCUUUCGAUCCUAUUUUGCACACCUCCAGUUAUUAUCGACAGCCUGUUUGAUGUUUGUGCGCGGCCACUGCAGAAGUAA